AUGAUGUUUACAUGAUCAGCUGUUUACCUUAAUGUAUAUAGAAGUUUGCUGCAAAAGAAGCUUUUCAAACUAUACCAUCACUUUCUUCAUGAGAUGGAAGUCAUUGGGAAUCUUCGAUAAACUCAGGAUGGAUUAUAGAGCCUUAAUCUACAUACUUCUCAUAUCUACAAUCGUCAUCGCGGACUAUCCCCGAGUUCCCUGUUUGGCGGAGAAGAAUCGGUAUUAUCACAAACAAUUGAAAAAAUGUCGACCCUGUGACAAAUGUUUACCUGGUGAGGAAAUAGACCUGACGGUACAGUUAGAAGUCAGUGACGUAUACGGUGCUCUGAAAUGCAGGCCGUGCAAACAAUGUCCUCCAGGAAUGUAUAAUCGUCGACGUGCAUUUAAAUGCAAACCAUGCCGGAAUUGCACUGAUGCCGGUAGGAGUAUAAAGACUGCGUGCGCUCCCAAUAGGAAUGAGGUCUGCGGGAGACGUAUCAAAGACAACACAAGCACACCUGAAUCAACCAAAUUGUUACCAAGAGGCCACCCUGGUGCAAGUGACCAUGUCAACCGGGAGCGCACAUUUAAGGCAGAUUACGUUAACAAUGGACAUACGUUCCUUAACAGCCAAUACCAUUCCCUCAUACCAGCGUUAGUAGUACCACUUGUCCUGUUUACUGGCGUAAUCUUGACAAUUGGUAUGGUACGCUUAUACCCUCGAGGAAAAAAUCGCUGUCUAACGUGCCCAAACAACAUAAUAGGUGACACCCAUCCUAUAAUGACUCAUUCCAACGCGGAGAGCACCAACUCCAGUGUUGUGUCAGGAAUACGUCAUAGUUAUCCACAUCGAAACCAUACAAGGAACGGGAUGACGGGCAGCGUUAAUACCACAGCUUAUCACCAAAUAGGUGACAAUGAAGACACCUCAGAUACAGAAGAUCAAAACAGGCGUCACCAAACGAAUAGCACAGAACUCUACCGACAUACCGUAAUCAGAAAGGAUGAUUCUUUGUCACAAUUACAUACAGAAGAUCAAAACACACUUUACCAAAUACAUAGUAAGGAACCCUACCGCCAGACAGUAAUCAGACAGGAUGGGCAUUUGUUACAUACAGAAGAUGAUAGCUAUGAACUUUUUUCUGAUGUUGAAGAGGAUGUUCCCUCGUCAGUGAUAAUUGACAGAUCAAAUAGCCCGACAUUAACGACAGAUGCAGUUCAAUACAUGGCAAGAACUGAUCUAAGAAAGUGUCUACCUCACAAAGAUGUCCCUAACAAUGAGCAAGCCUUAGUUGCCCUGCCCGGACACAGCAAAUCAGCAAACUGCAAGAUUGACGGAAAACGCAAAAAUGAGGUAAUGGAGUAUGUACAAAAACUGUCGAAGUAUAUUGCGACGGAUGACACCUAUCGCCAGCUAGGCCGACACUUGAAUGUAUCGACAACAGAUAUCGACAUUAUAGAGGCAGAUUAUGAUAAAGUCCAAGAGUGUGCAUACAGAACAUUACAGAAGUGGAAACAGUGUAAUCCAUACGGUAACAUUGACGAUCUGAAGCAAGGUAUCUGUGACAUUGGCAGAAAAGACAUAUUGGACAAAAUCCCAAGUUAGCAAAUCGUAUAUUUUGUAAUACCGAAUGAGGUUUAUGUGUUGGCCUGAACACUUAUCGCAUCAUCAAAAUGUACAACGGGCACAACUACUUAAUUAAGAUGAUUUUGGAGUAGUGUUUGUCGUAUUCAUAGCAGAUCUUUGUAAGGAGUUCAUUUGUAUAUGGGAAUCGAUAUUGUUAAUAUUCCUUGUCGAGUUGAGAGGAUUUUGUCACCGAGAGUUCACAAUGUUGAUAUUCAUGGCCUAGAGGAAAGGAUUUUGUCAAUGAGCAUUCGCAUUGUUAAUAUUCCUUGUUCACGUGAGAGAAUUUUGUCACUGAGGAUUCCCAUUGUUAAUAUUUCUGGCUUGGAUGAAGUUAUUUUAUCACUGAUAGGUCACAAGGUGCGAUUCUGUUACUAAUAAUAAUAAUACUAUAAUACUAAUAAGAGAAAUGUUACUGGUAGCUGUUAAUAAUUUUGGUCGAGACAAGAGGAUUCUGUUUCGGAUAUCUCUCAAAUUUAAUAUGGCCAAGAUGCGAGGAUUUUGUUACUGAUAGGCCACAAUAUUAAUGUUCUUGGCCUAGAUGGGAGUAUUAUGUUACUGAUAGGCCACAAUGCUAAUGUUCCUGGCCUAGAUGGGAGUUUUUUUAACUGAUAGGCCACAAUGUUAAUGUUCCUUGCCUAGAUGGGAGUAUUUUUUACUGAUAUGCCAAAAUGUUAAUGUUCCUUGCCUAGAUGGGAGUAUUUUUUUACUGAUAGGCCACAAUGUUAAUGUUCCUGGCCUAGAUGGGAGUAUUUUUUACUGAUAGGCCACAAUGUUAAUGUUCCUGGCCUAGAUGGGAGUAUUUUUUACUGAUAGCUUUCAAUGUUAAUGUUCCUUGCCUAGAUGGGAGUAUUUUUUACUGAUAGGCCACAAUGUUAAUGUUCCUGGCCUAGAUGGGAGUAUUUUUUACUGAUAGGCCAAAAUGUUAAUGUUCCUUACCUAGAUGGGAGUUUUUUUUACUGAUAGGCCACAAUGUUAAUGUUCCUGGCCUAGAUGGGAGUAUUUUUUACUGAUAUGCCAAAAUGUUAAUGUUCCUUACCUAGAUGGGAGUUUUUUUUACUGAUAGGCCACAAUGUUAAUGUUCCUGGCCUAGAUGGGAGUAUUUUUUACUGAUAUGCCAAAAUGUUAAUGUUCCUUACCUAGAUGGGAGUUUUUUUUACUGAUAGGCCACAAUGUUAAUGUUCCUGGCCUAGAUGGGAGUAUUUUUUACUGAUAUGCCAAAAUGUUAAUGUUCCUUGCCUAGAUGGGAGUUUUUUUUACUGAUAGGCCACAAUGUUAAUGUUCCUGGCCUAGAUGGGAGUAUUUUUUACUGAUAGGCCACAAUGUUAAUGUUCCUGGCCUAGAUGGGAGUAUUUUUUACUGAUAGGCCACAAUGUUAAUGUUCCUUGCCUAGAUGGGAGUUUUUUUUACUGAUAGGCCACAAUGUUAAUGUUUCUGGCCUAGAUGGGAGUAUUUUUUACUGAUAGGCCAAAAUGUUAAUGUUCCUUGCCUAGAUGGGAGUUUUUUUUACUGAUAGGCCACAAUGUUAAUGUUCCUGGCCUAGAUGGGAGUAUUUUUUACUGAUAGGCCACAAUGUUAAUGUUCCUUGCCUAGAUGGGAGUAUUAUGUUACUGAUAGGUCACAAUGCUAAUGUUUCUGGCCUAGAUGGGAGUAUUUUUUACUGAUAGGCCACAAUGUUAAUGUUCCUUGCCUAGAUGGGAGUAUUUUGUUACUGAUAGCUUUCAAUGUUAAUGUCUUUGGCCUAGAGGCAAUGAUGUCUUUACUGAGACUUAUCAAUGUUGAUAUUGCUGUUUCAGAAGAGAUGAGAGUAUCCGUUACUGGUUGUUUUCCUUUCUAAUAACCCUAGUCCAAAUGAGAGGAACCUGUCACUGUGAGUUUCCAUUGUUUGCUUUUCGACAGAUAAGGAGAAUUUUUCCCGUAGUGCAGGUUGUUAUCUUUAAUGUUCCUGUUUAACAUGAGAAUAUUAACUUGAGGAGAGGUGUCCUUGAUGGUUCCUGGUAAGAGAAAUGUUACUGAUAGUAACAAAGUUAUCAGGUAAUCAUCUGUGUAUUGAUUUUAUUAUAGCAAUACACUAUGUAGAUCUGAUAUAUACAUAACUAUAACUACAACAUUUAAUGAAUCAUGAUCUGUCCUUUAAAAUCAUACACGAUGUAUAUUCGUUCAUGGGUUGUGUUAUGUGUGACUUUGAUUAUGAAUGUAUUGCGGACGUGUUUGUAAUAAGUUCCAUCCUCUGUUGAGGUUCAACUGUAAUAUGAGAUACUGGACAUUUUUAUUGAUGUUAUUCUUGUAAUUGAUUUCAUACAAUUCUAUUGACGAUAAUCAUGACAAACAUUUGAAAGUGGACUCUACACAUGAUGACAUCAACCAAAGAUUUGACAAAUAACUGAAAAUGGGUUCAAAAUCAAGAAAAACAAAGAAGGGAUGGUUGAAUGAUUAUAUAAAGUGCAAGUUUGUAUGCGGGUAUAAUUCAAUCCUUUUUUUUCUAUCUGAUGAUGUGUAUAUUACGGGAUGAGGUAUGUAUAUCACUAUCUUUCAAUAUCACUCCUGACAUAUGAAAAAUGAUAUCGUGGUAUCAACACUGUAUAAGAGGGUCUGGAUCAUUAACAUCAUUCCCUUCGAAAUGGAUCUAUGUGUAUGUUGUAGAUCAUACUCAUAUGUGAUCCCAUGUGAUGUGGUGGCGUCAAAGGUUGACAGCUAUCUAACUUGGGAAAUAAUACCUUACUGCCAUUAUCCACCGAAUAAUACAAAUUGAAAAUUGUACCGUGACACAAAAAGUACAUAUUCAUUUAUAUCUUGUACUUACCGUGUUAAUCACCAAGAACCAAUAUGUUUUACUGGUCCUAUGCUUAGUGAGCAUCACAAUAUAGAGGAUUAGUUCUAAGACACUGUAGGAGCUAAAACGAAGCUGCUGUCCAGCCUUUGAGAUUUAUAUCAUCAAGAUUCUUUGAACAGACUUUGGUAUAACACAAACAUUAUUUACCUAUUUCUAUUCAAAUACAUCCUUAUUAAUCCGAAGAAAAUGUUUCCUAAUUUUGAACAAACAUCAAAUCAUAGUAGUUAACUGUAGGAGGAAAAUAUCAUGAUUGUAUUUUCUUCCAUUGUAAUAAAAUGCUGAAUGACAAAUUACACCUUAUCAGUAAAUUAUAAUAUAGUGAGCUUUCUGCCUGUGAUAUGGCCUUCCAUUAAUUAUAGUUAAUGUGAUAGACUUUAUAGAUUAGAUUGUUAAUCAUUCAUGCUGUUUACAUCUAUUUUUUAUAUUCUUUUGUUAAGAUUCUUUGACAUUGUUUUGGAAAAUAACAAUAAAUUAUAUAACGUUUUA
This is a messenger RNA of Pecten maximus, 4922 nucleotides long. RefSeq lists its product as uncharacterized. NCBI's taxonomy places the organism in Eukaryota, Metazoa, Mollusca, Bivalvia, Pectinida, Pectinidae. Gene Ontology annotation, biological process: signal transduction. Gene Ontology annotation, molecular function: protein binding. Bases 32 to 1585 code for a protein of 517 amino acids. The record is from RefSeq and is a predicted model, not a curated record. The transcript has 8 exons.